AAAAGCGCACGCUCUCUCUCUCUCUCUCUACCCCCCGUCCUACAUUGCGCAACGAAGAACAGAGUUGGCGGAGUGAAGGAGCACAUGACUGAGGGAAUUGAAGCUUCUCAUUGCUAAAUUGUGACCAAUGCCGAUAACCAGGUACCAGCUGAAGAACGAGCUCAGUUUGGCCGAUCCCGAGCUGUACAGAGAGGCGGAUAAGGAUGAUCCUGAAGCUCUCUUGGAAGCUGUCGCUACAGUUGGACUCGUCGGCCUCUUGCGCCAGCUCGGCGAUCUUUCCCAAUUUGCUGCUGAGAUCUUUCAUGACCUGCAUGAAGAAGUGAUGGUCACUGCUGCAAGAGGCCAUGGCCUUUUGGGUCGUAUUCAACAGCUUGAGGCUGAAGUUCCUUCACUUGAGAAGGCUUUUCUAUCCCGAAGUCAUCAUUUAUCAUUCUUCUCUAAGGGAGGGAUUAGUUGGCAUCCUAAUCUUCAGACUGAACAUAAUCUUAUAAGUCGUGGAGACAUGCCUCGUUUUGUGAUGGAUUCAUAUGAAGAAUGUCGUGGCCCUCCCCAACUGUUCCUUCUGGACAAGUUUGACGUUGCUGGCGCUGGGGGAUGUUUGAAGCGUUAUACUGAUCCUUCAUUCUUUAAAAUAGAGUCAUCUUCCUCUAGACAAGCAACAGUUGAAGUUUACAGGGAAAAGAAACAUCAUAAAAUCAAGAAUAAAGGCUCGCGAAUGAGGAAUGGUGAAACCCCUGAAGUUGCAUCAACACAUACAAAAUUGCACCAGUUGCUUCUUGAGGAGCGUAUUGAGAAUGCUUGUGCUGAUCCUGGACGUCUUGUGAAAUUGAAGAAUAGAAAAUUAAACGGCUCUGCAACUGAAGGAAAAACUGGGAAAAGUUACAUGGAAAAAUUUCUGGAAUCUCCGCUGUCUCAAGAUGAUGAUGUGGUUCGUGAAACCUCAAUCUCUCCACCUCAUGUGAGAUUGGUGUCGGAUGAUACUAGCGAAGAAGGGAUUAAAAUACUUGAAAUCAGUACUGUUGGACCUGUAAAAAGGUCCUUGGAAAAUGAAAGGACAUAUUCACCGACUAAUGAAGAGGAAGCAAUACCAAAGCCAUCUUCAGGAAUGAGCAGGGAGACAGAUGGAGAUCUUAUGAACAAGCACGAACAAGGCUCAUUUCGUGUGUCAGAUGACAUAUCUUUAAAUUAUAUUAAGUUACCUGACGAAACAGAAUUGGAAAUUGAUGAACGAAAGAAAAGAGAGAACUUCUUGUAUGGGUACUAUUCUGAUUAUUUGACUAGCGAGGUUGACCAUCACUUGGAUGCUUCAGCUACCUUGGAGUCAGAAUUGGAUAUAGAUUAUGAGUAUAGAGCUAAGAACAAUUUCCUGCGUAUUCAGAAGCUAAAAGAUUCCGAUGAUAAGGAACAUCAGCAGCAAGCUCGAAUUCUGCAUUCUCAAUCAUUUGCAGACUCCUUUAUGUCAGAUGAGGUAAGAUCAUUCAAACGAGAUAUAAAUGAAGAUCAUGCUGAGCUCAAAGCUCGAUUUUCCAAUUCUCAAUCAAGAACCUCCUUCAAUACGUCAAAUGACAAUGGUUCACUCAAAAGAGAUAGAAAUGAAGAAUAUAGCAAAGGGCAAGCUCAGUGUUCAGAUUUUCAAUGCAUUGGAAAUUCUUCCGCAUCAGAUGCAAUUAGUUCUUUUGAUAAGGACAUUCCCUGUUUCUCUUGGUCUGAUUCUUUAAGUAUUGCGGGUGAAAGUAUACCAUCAGAACCCAUGUUCCUUAUAUCUAACAAAUAUAAUAGGUCUGAGAUAGAAGGCGCAUCAUCAAACCAGCUUGCUCAAAUUGACGAUACACAAAAAACAGAUUCUGGUGAGUUUCUCAUGGAUGAUGGUACCCAUGAUCAGGAAAAAGUGAUUUCUGGUAUAGGACAGGUGUCCUCUGGUUCAAAUCUGAAGAAUUCAGGACGUAAAUGGCCAGCUUCAGAUCUUGCAGCCACUUCAGUCACGAAACCGUCUAGAAGGUCUCAAUCAAAGGAAACAUCGACUGGCCACGUUGAACAUCAAUUAAGACAGGCAGAUGAAGGCACAAAGUACCAUUUUGAAUCUAGAGAUGCCAUUCCUGAUGCUUAUUUCUCCCAAAUGAAAGUUGAUGAUAACGCUACAGUAUUUUCUGAAAAAUAUCCUUUGAGCGAAUUGGCUGAUGGUGACCAAUCUGUCAGUAGUGAUGCUGUACUAAAAAUUUCAAAUGAUUUAAAAUUAGCUUCUGAAGACGAACGCAGUAAUUGUUCCGAGAUCAAAGGAUUGCAAGAAGAAUCUCCGAACCAAAACUGUUCUGAAAUUUUGGUUAGCAGGGAGAUAGGUACAGAAGAACGCCCAAUUUGCUCAUCCGCGGAAGUAGACUUGCAUUCUUCAAGUGCUACCCUGAUGCUGGAAGUCCAACCUUCAAAAGCCGCAGAUGGUGCUAAGGCAACCCUACUCAACUCACAAGACGAAUCAGACUCAGUGGGUGUUGAAGAUAAAUGUUGCGAUCAGCAAUCAAAUUUUGAAGAGCCAUCAAAAAUGGAGCAUAGUUAUGAAUUGAGUGGAUCCACUUGCAGAACGGAUGAAGAUGAAGAUGAUAGACUACUUAAAGGUUCAUCUUCUGUUGACUAUGUUGGUCAGGAUUAUCAUGUCACAGAUGAUGUGGCUUCUACAGAACUUCAGUCAGAAGAUAAAUCCGUAUCUGUUGAUGCUGCUGAAAAUGAUGUGAAUAUUGCCACUUGUCUCGCUUCCAGUAUGAUCUCUUCUGCAUCAAGAAAUCUUUCAAAUUUACAAGAACCUAUACCUGGCACAUGUUCCCAUGAGACAAAAAUGGAAACCAAUGAGGUAGAACCGAUCAAGAUUGCUGUUGACUUGAAUCCAGAAAAGAUGGAGAAUCAACAGGAACCAACUUUAGAUUCCAAUAUGAUAUCUUUUCCAAUGAGGAGUCUUUCAAAUUUUGAGGAAUCUUGCUCCACUUUUGCUGAUCCUCAAGAGAUACAGAGGGAAAUCAGCGAGGCAGUUGAUAGAGAAUCCUUGACAAAACUAGAGAAACAGAGGGUAGUGCAUCAACUAAAUGCUGCUUUGGCUGACGUAGAACUGAGCCUGAACAGAUCAGUGCCCUGUGAUAAUUCAGAAAUAUGUAAUAUUAUUCAAGGUUCAUCUCCUACGGAGCAAACUGAACACAAUUCUGUUAAGGAAAAGAUUCUCAAGUUUUCGAAGCUAGACUCUCAGGAGCCAAAAUCCAUCUCUCUUUUGCAGAGCAAACGUUUACGGAAUGGUGAAGAUGGUUUGGCAUCAUCUUCCUUCUCUAACCAGCUGAAGUCUGGAAAUCAUUUGAAGAAGUUCUUACAAUUACAAGAUGGUCAACGGGAUGCAGGGUUUCUGCCGAGGUGUGUAGAAGAUUCUUCCUCAAAGAAACCUCAAUCUGAACAGAUGCAAAGAUCAAAUCACUUGGAAAACGAAAGAAACUCUUAUGGUGCCUCUAGGUCUGUUCCUGAAAUCCAUCUAGGUCAAUCUUCGUCAUUUGAGUCUUUGUCACAAUCAGCAACUCAGGAGGUUAACUUUACAAAACAUGCCAUGAAUAAGCCUCUUCCUCCUCUUCCAGACCCUUUAUCCGAGGCACCUAAAAUCAAUUUUGAGGAGAUGCCACCCCUACCCCCUCUACCACCUAUGCAAUGGAGAACUGGUAAGGUUCAACCUGCUUCCCUCGCUUCACAUGGAGAAGUCUCAUUCCAACCAAUACAGCCGAUUAAAAGGAAAGAGCAAGCUCAAUGUAGUUUACCAACUUCCGAGAGAGAAGCAUUGCAGUUUCAGAAUCCUGUUUUACCUGUCAUGGCUGUGGAAGGUGAUAAGCUCCAAAAUACCUCGGGCUUUUUUCGGGGUGGGCAUCCUGUUGCAAUUCCUACGCAACUGCCCAUCGUGCUUAAUGAAGUAAACGGUCAAUAUAAUUACCUAGUUUUGGAGAGAAGCCAAACCCACAACCCAUUUAUAACAUUACCUUCACCAGUGAUACCUUCCAGUAAGCCUGCCCAAGGUUACGUCGUUGCCUCAGAGGGAGAAACGGUACAAAAUUCAAACACAAGCUCAUCAAUGCCACCUGUUGAGCGUGCCCUUUCUGUACAAGGUCCCAUAUCUCCACGGGAACUGUCUCCACAACCAAGCCAACCUAGUUUAGAAGUUGAAACACUUCAGCAGUCUGCAAAUAAUCUUGAAGGGGAGCAAGGAGAUCCUUCUAUUUCACCCAUGUCACCAUCAGGCAUGGAAAAUGUGCAGCCCAAUGACAUCCUUCUGCCUUCAGAAAGGAAGAAAGGAGAACCUUGUAUUUCAUCCAUGUCACCACCAGGCAUGGAAAAUGCGCAGCCCAAUCACAGCCUGCUGCCUUCAGAGAGUGAAAUGGCUUUGACAUUGGACACGUCUGCUCUGGCAUCAGAUUUUGAGAGGGAAAAGCCAAAUGGAAAGCCAAAUGAUAAGUUUCCUCGUCCACGGAGUCCGGUGAUUGAUGCCGUUGCUGCUCUUGACAAAAGCAAGCUGAGGAAGGUUGCUGAACGAGUUAGGCCUCCAAUAGCACCAAAGGUAGAAGAAAGAGAUUCAUUUUUGGAACAGAUAAGAACAAAGUCUUUCAACCUGAAGCCAGCUGCAACAACACGAAAUCGCUAUCAUUAUCAGGGGCCAAGAACAAACUUAAAGGUUGUCGCCAUAUUGGAGAAAGUAAAUUCAAUUCGCCAGGCUCUGGCCGGGAGUGAUGAAGAUGACGAUAGAGAUGGUUGGAGUGAUUCUUAAAUCUUCCAUGGAUAUAGUAUUCUCAGCUAAUUGAUAUAUCUUACUACCGUGCCUUUACUGAGGCAGGUGUAGAAAAUCUUCUCUCCUCUAAUGGAUGAGAAGUCUCUGAAAUAUAAGAUUAUAAGUUCAUAUAUGAUACUAUGCACUCCACAUGCUCCCCUUUCUCUGUUCACACCCGAUCCUUUUCAGAGGCGAUGCCUUUCUGCCCUAGAAGAUUCAGGGUUCAGGCUCUGUGGAAAUGCUUUACCUUUAUCCCUGUUUUGCCUUUGAUAUAAAAUAUUGUAUAUUUGUGUCAUGAGUGGCGUAAUUUUUUUUAUCUAUAGUGAUGAGCAUGAAGUUUUGUAAUCCUGUAAUGCAUUUUUUUUUAAAUUAUUGGUAUAAUUGCUUCUCAUUGAUCAUGUUUGUAUCCAGUAUAGUUACAAUAUUCCAUAUACAAGUGAGUAAAAUCACUCGAGAUGUACAUUUUGUAUCAGUCA
Prosopis cineraria is the source of this 5253-nucleotide messenger RNA. Its product is annotated as protein SCAR2-like. The record is from RefSeq and is a predicted model, not a curated record. Gene Ontology annotation, biological process: positive regulation of Arp2/3 complex-mediated actin nucleation; actin cytoskeleton organization. Gene Ontology annotation, molecular function: Arp2/3 complex binding; protein kinase A regulatory subunit binding. The coding region runs from base 128 to 4777 and encodes 1549 amino acids. Lineage: Eukaryota; Viridiplantae; Streptophyta; Magnoliopsida; Fabales; Fabaceae. The transcript has 9 exons. Gene Ontology annotation, cellular component: cytoskeleton.